GCAGGUGCGUUCGCGCGGUGUGGGUGGAGCUAGAGGCCGCCUGGGGGUUGUAGGGAGACGGCGCUGUCGCCAUUUUGUGGGGUGUUUGUCGCAGCGGCUGGGGAGAGAAGACGGCGAUUCGACGACCUUUCUCGGUCAGAAGGCCUUUUGCUUUUGCGGAGAUGCGGCAUUCCAAAAGAACUCAUUGUCCUGAUUGGGAUAAUAGAGAAAGCUGGGGACAUGAAAGCUACAGCGCAAGUCAUAAACGGAAGAGGAGAUCCCAUAGUAGUACACAAGAGAACAGGCAUUGUAAACCACAUCACCAUUUUAAAGAAUCUGAUUGUCAUUAUUUAGAAGCAAGGUCCCUGAAUGAGAGAGAUUAUCGGGAUCGGAGAUACGUUGAUGAAUACAGAAAUGAAUACUGCGAAGGAUAUGUCCCUAGACAUUAUCACAGAGAUGUUGAAAGUUAUCGAAUCCACUGCAGUAAAUCUUCAGUUCGAAGUAGGAGAAGCAGUCCUAAACGGAAGCAUAACAGACACUGUUCAAGCCAUCAGUCACAUUCGAAGAGCCACCGAAGGAAAAGAUCCAGGAGUAUAGAGGAUGAUGAGGAGGGUCACCUGAUCUGUCAAAGUGGAGACGUUCUAAGAGCAAGAUAUGAAAUCGUGGAUACUUUGGGUGAAGGGGCCUUUGGCAAAGUUGUAGAGUGCAUUGAUCAUGGCAUGGAUGGCAUGCAUGUAGCAGUGAAAAUAGUAAAAAAUGUAGGUCGAUACCGUGAAGCAGCUCGUUCAGAAAUCCAAGUAUUGGAGCACUUAAAUAGUACUGAUCCCAAUAGUGUCUUCCGAUGUGUCCAGAUGCUAGAAUGGUUUGAUCACCACGGUCAUGUUUGUAUUGUGUUUGAACUUCUGGGACUCAGUACCUAUGAUUUCAUUAAAGAAAAUAGCUUUUUGCCAUUUCAAAUUGACCACAUCAGGCAGAUGGCAUAUCAAAUCUGCCAAUCAAUAAAUUUUUUGCAUCAUAAUAAGUUAACCCAUACAGAUCUGAAGCCUGAAAAUAUUUUAUUUGUCAAGUCUGACUAUGUAGUCAAAUAUAAUUCUAAAAUGAAACGUGAUGAACGCACACUGAAAAAUACAGAUAUCAAAGUUGUUGACUUUGGAAGUGCAACAUACGACGAUGAACAUCAUAGUACCUUGGUAUCUACUCGGCAUUACAGAGCUCCAGAGGUCAUUUUGGCUUUAGGUUGGUCUCAGCCUUGUGAUGUUUGGAGCAUCGGUUGUAUUCUUAUUGAAUACUACCUUGGUUUCACAGUCUUUCAGACUCAUGAUAGUAAAGAGCAUCUGGCAAUGAUGGAACGAAUAUUAGGACCCAUACCAACACACAUGAUUCAGAAAACAAGAAAGCGCAAGUAUUUUCACCAUAAUCAGCUAGAUUGGGAUGAACAUAGUUCUGCUGGUCGUUAUGUUAGGAGACGCUGCAAACCAUUAAAGGAAUUUAUGCUUUGUCAUGAUGAAGAACACGAGAAACUGUUUGACUUGGUUCGAAGAAUGUUAGAGUAUGAUCCAGUGAAAAGAAUUACCUUGGAUGAAGCUUUGCAGCAUCCUUUCUUUGACUUAUUAAAAAAGAAAUGAAAUAGAAAUCAGUGGUCUUGCUGUAUACUUCUCUAGAAGACGUUACUUAAGACUGUGUCAGUCAAUUCUGAAUAUUCUAAUAUUUUUGUAAGCAUUAAAUUAUUUUGUACAGUAAGUGUAAAUACUGUAUGUUUUAUAUCAGUAGUAAUGAUUAUCUUGUUAAGCAGGUAUGGUCUAAAUAAUGAGUGGAAUAUGAAGCUUAAAACUAAUUUUUCUUUUUGAGAUUGAUUACGAUUUUUAAAGAACUUUUGAAUAUUGUGUUCAGUGAUAAAUGUGAUAGUGUAUUUUGUACAUGAAAGUUGACUCUGGCGUGAUCUUUUUUUCUUACUCUUUUUUCCUUUUUUUGAAGAAAAAAGAAACCCUGAUUACUUUCUUCUUAAUUAAAUAUUCUCUACAUACCUCAAAUUCAGAACAUUUCUUAAUUUUAAAGGGUUGUUUUUCUGUAAUAGAGGAAUAAGUUUUCCAACUCUAAGUAGGGAAGUAUUGGAACCACAGGAAAUACUAGUAGAAUUUCAUUAAAUUGUAACUACUGUGUUGUCUCAUUGAAUUGGUGUCAUUGGUGAAAAUUAUUCACAGAAUGAUACUGGUUUGUCCAUAGUGACAGGCUCUUUAAUAAAAAUGCAUAUGUAGUU
Erinaceus europaeus (western European hedgehog) is the source of this 2236-nucleotide messenger RNA. It is a transcript of the gene CLK4, whose product is annotated as CDC like kinase 4. The coding region runs from base 162 to 1604 and encodes 480 amino acids. Gene Ontology annotation, cellular component: nucleus. The record is from RefSeq and is a predicted model, not a curated record. NCBI's taxonomy places the organism in Eukaryota, Metazoa, Chordata, Mammalia, Eulipotyphla, Erinaceidae. Gene Ontology annotation, biological process: protein phosphorylation; regulation of RNA splicing. The transcript is spliced from 13 exons. Gene Ontology annotation, molecular function: protein tyrosine kinase activity; ATP binding.